GAAUUGGCUAUGCCAUGUCACUGCUGGGCCCUGCUGUUGGUUAUGUCUUAGGAGGGCAGCUACUUAAUAUUUAUAUUGAUAUCCAGAUUCCAGAAAGUACAAAGCUGGAUCACGAUGACCCACGUUGGCUUGGGGCAUGGUGGAUAGCAUUUCUUGCAUGCUUUUUUGCAAUUUGGCUUCUGAUAAUACCGUUUUCAUGCUUUCCAAAGCACCUGCCAGGCACAGCAAAAAUACAAGCUGAAAAAAUCUCUGAGACCCACAAUGAUGGAAGUGAAGCACUUGUUAAAAUCAAGAACAUCGGAAAAAGCUUUAAAGACUUUCCUGUGGCUCUCAUGAUACUCUUGAAGAAUCCUGUGCUCAUGAGUCUAAUAAUAGCAAGUACUUCAGAAGCUUUAAUUGCCACAGGUUUUGCCACAUUUCUACCCAAGUUCAUAGAAAACCAGUUUGGACAGACAUCAAGUUUUUCAGCAACUCUAGGAGGACUUGUAUUAAUUCCAGCAGCAGCACUAGGCCAAAUCAUAAGUGGCUUCUUGGUUUCCAAGUGCAAAAUGGAUUGCAAAAGCAUAAUCAAGUUCAUGAUAGGCACUUGUUCAGUGGCACUACUAUUAAACACAGUGUUUUUAUUUGCUAAAUGUGGGAAUGAACCAUUCGCAGGUGUCUCUGAAACAUAUAAUGGGACAGGCAUGUUACAUAACCUGACAGCGCCGUGCAAUGCUGACUGCAAAUGUUUGCGCUCCAUGUAUUACCCGGUCUGUGGCAGAGAUGAGGUUCAGUAUUUUUCUCCCUGUUUUGCAGGAUGUACAGCACACCUUUCCAACAACAACAAGAAGACUUUCUACAACUGUUCCUGUAUUGGGAAACCAGAAAAAGAAAAUAAUUCAGAGGACUUUCUGUAUGAAGCUAUCCCUGGGAAAUGUCCAGUACAAUGCAAACUUUUGCCUUUAUUUCUGACAUUCUUCUUCUUUGCUGUUGUAUUUACCUUUAUGGCUGUUACUCCAACAACUGUGGCCAUUCUCAGGUGUGUGCCAGAUAAGCAGCGCUCAUUUGCCCUUGGAGUCCAGUCAGUGUUUCUGCGCCUGCUGGGCACCAUUCCUGGACCAAUAUUGUUUGGUGUGGCAAUAGACAACAGUUGUUCUCUAUGGGAUAUUAAUGAAUGUAAAACUAAAGGAGCCUGUUGGGUCUAUGAUAAUGAAAGAAUGGCCUAUCUACUGAUGGGUAUAAGUGCUAUUUGUAAAAUCAUCACCAUCAUUUUUGUUAUUGUGGCGGUCUGUUUGUAUAAGCCUCCACCAGCAAGUUCAGCCCUGUCACAGAAGGAUUCAGAAAUGGUAUCUACUGUGUGCACAUAAUCCUGAGCAAAGUGGGACUUUCAAAAAGAAGUCCAUAGGAAUAAGCUCUG
This is a messenger RNA of Tinamus guttatus (white-throated tinamou), 1396 nucleotides long. The record is from RefSeq and is a predicted model, not a curated record. Lineage: Eukaryota; Metazoa; Chordata; Aves; Tinamiformes; Tinamidae.